Messenger RNA from Haemonchus placei, 546 nucleotides. NCBI's taxonomy places the organism in Eukaryota, Metazoa, Nematoda, Chromadorea, Rhabditida, Trichostrongylidae. The record is from the annotation of a GenBank genome assembly.
CUCUCUGAAGCCGUUUUUGCCGUCACACCUAUGGAAACGGUUAAAGUGAAGUUCAUCCACGACCAGAUCCAACCAAAGCCACGAUUCAAGGGAUUCCUCCAUGGAGUCGGCUGCAUCAUCAAGAGUGAAGGAAUUGGAGGCAUAUACAAGGGAGUCACAGCUACAAUGGCCAAGCAGGGUUCAAAUCAAGCCAUACGAUUCUUUGUGAUGGAAACGUUAAAGGAUUGGUAUCGUGGCGGAGACAGCUCGAAGACGGUAUCCAAACCAGUCACCGGUCUCAUGGGAGCCUUUGCGGGUCUUUGUUCCGUAUACGGAAACACUCCUAUUGACGUUGUGAAAACGAGGAUGCAAGGUUUGGAAGCAAAGAAAUAUAAAAAUUCAAUCGAUUGUGCUGUGCAGAUCUGGAAGAAAGAGGGUUUCUUUGCGUUCUACAAAGGUACUGUCCCCCGGUUAAGUCGAGUUGUUCUGGAUGUGGCAAUUACCUUUAUGAUCUACGAUUCUAUUAUGGACUUCCUUAAUAAGUACUGGAGGAAGCCGGCUGACUAA